AUGAGGAAUAACAGUAAAUGUUUCUGGAACUUUAUUAAUUCUAAACGUAAGACCACUGGUUAUCCAAGCUGCAUGAAAUUCAAUGAUUCUACAACUAGUGAUGUUCAAAUAAUUUGCAACCUUUUUGCUAGAUAUUUCCAAUCCGUUUACUCCUCGGAAUUAUUUUCAAACCAGGAACUACCAAGUGUUUCUAAGGUUUUUGAUAUAGGUUCUAUGAUUUUGGAUGUAUCCGAAGUAGAACAAGCGUUGCUUGAGCUUGAUGCAAGUAAAAAUGAGGGUCCGGAUGGGAUUCCACCUAUUAUUUUUCAUAAAUGUGCUCGUUCACUGGCUAAACCACUUACGGAUAUUUUCAAUGCAUCUCUAUCCGAGGGUAAAUUUCUUGAUAGUUGGAAACUAUCAUUUCUUACCCCAGUUUUUAAAUCUGGAUCUAAGUAG
Molecule: messenger RNA, 435 nt
Organism: Eupeodes corollae
Lineage: Eukaryota; Metazoa; Arthropoda; Insecta; Diptera; Syrphidae
Exons: 1
Coding region: 1-435 (144 amino acids)
Source: RefSeq, a predicted model, not a curated record